Messenger RNA from Entrophospora sp. SA101, 1212 nucleotides. Lineage: Eukaryota; Fungi; Glomeromycota; Glomeromycetes; Entrophosporales; Entrophosporaceae. The record is from the annotation of a GenBank genome assembly.
AUGUCUACAAAAUUUAUCACACCAUCAAAUUUGACUGCUAAUAAAAAAACAUUUACAAAUGGAGUGAUAACCAAUAAUCAUUCAUCUGUUCAAGCCAACUUCAAAGUUAAAACAGGUCUUGCUCAAAUGUUGAAGGGAGGAGUAAUUAUGGAUGUUGUGAAUGUUGAACAAGCAAGAAUUGCCGAAGAAGCUGGCGCAGUAGCUGUUAUGGCUUUAGAACGUGUACCAGCUGAUAUUAGAAAACAAGGUGGCGUUGCUAGAAUGUCUGAUCCAAAAAUGAUAAAAGAGAUAAAAGCAGCAGUCACAAUUCCAGUAAUGGCUAAAGUAAGAAUUGGACAUUUUGUAGAAGCUCAGAUUUUAGAAGCAAUUAAUGUUGAUUAUAUUGAUGAAUCCGAAGUACUUACACCAGCUGAUGAACAACAUCACAUAAAUAAAAAUAAUUUCAAAGUUCCAUUUGUAUGUGGGGCUAAGAAUUUAGGUGAAGCACUUCGAAGAAUUACUGAAGGUGCUGCAAUGAUACGUACCAAAGGUGAAGCAGGCACAGGAAAUGUGGUAGAAGCUGUAAAACAUAUGAGAACUAUUACAAAUGAAAUUAGAAAAGCUUCAGUUAUGAAUGACGAAGAAUUAUAUUGUUAUGCUAAAGAAAUACAGGCACCUUAUAAUUUAUUAAAAGAGACUGCUGAAUUGAAAAGACUUCCAGUAGUGAAUUUCUCUGCCGGGGGUUUGGCAACACCUGCAGAUGCAGCAAUGAUGAUGCAACUUGGGUGUGAUGGUGUGUUUGUUGGUUCUGGAAUAUUUAAAUCUGGCGAUCCAGCAAAAAGAGCCAAAGCCAUAGUUCAGGCUGUAACUUAUUACAAUGAUCCAAAAGUAUUAGCGAAUGUAUCUGAAGAUUUAGGUGAACCUAUGGUUGGCAUUAAUAUUGAAACAAUACCGACGCAUCAACUUUUGGCUAAAAGAGGAUGCGCUUUUGUACUAGAUCAUGUGGUUUUUUUGUGUUUUAUUGCUUCUAAUUAUAAUUUAAAAACAAACUUUGGGAGAAAUGACGUAUUCGCAGUAGAUACAUCAUCACCAAGAAUAGCAAAUGCACAAUCUAGAGCAUUCUGUGAAGAAGGUACAUACACAACAGCAACUCCAAUACUGUACGAUUCAGGUAAAGUGGUUGGUAUCAGAACUUCUGCUGCUAUAUUAAAUGCAGCUCCAGCUGGAAUUUGA